ACAGAAAAGCAGGCAAAAAGGCAAGGCGAAGGCACGCAGCAGUCGAAAAAGUUUUUCGAGUAAAAAUAAUUAAUAAGAAGCAUACAUCAUUUUUACCCAUCGAGAGAAAAGAAAACAUUCUCGAAUGCCAAUAUACCGAAUUAAACUCAAGGAAUUAGAGACGAAAAAGCAAUACCCAUAGCUUAGAAAAACCACCGAAAGGACAAGUAUUGCCCAAACGAAAACCCGAAAGUCACAAAAAUUAAACAAUGUCUUCGUGCCAGGAUUCAACGGAAGAUGAAGAUUCAAUUCCUCCACCAGAAUAUGAAGAUAUUCAAAAUGAUGCAAAUCAUGAUAUGGACGAUGAUGUAGAUGAAAGUGAAGAGUUUUGGGAUGAGUCAUAUAAGUUAAAAGCAAUUGAAGAAAGCAAUAGACAACAGGCAACAGCAAACUCUCAUCAACAACCAUCUCUACCUUCGGUCGCUACGAGUGAACCAUCUUCCUUGCAAUCAAAUGUUCCUACACCAAUGGAAGAAGACGAAAGUGAUGAGAUAAGUUAUGAUGAAGCUGAUGAAGCUUCUGAUGACGAUGACGAAGAAAGUAAUACUGGUUUAAAUCACAUUACAGGAGAUAGUAGUGGUGAUCUAUCAAAAUCAGUCAAAGCAACGAACACUAUUACACCUUCUAGUGCUUCAGUUACUGUUAACAUUACUUCUUCAAAUUGUCCCAAAAUCAUUACAAACACAAAUACAAAUAUCAAUACAAAAGAUAUGGUGUAUGUUUUUGAAAAUGGUAAAGUUACUAUACCAUCGAAAGCUGUUGCUGAAAGCAACCAAUUGCCUUCUAAACAAACUAAUCCACUUUUAUCUACGAAACAAGAACGGCCGCGAAGUAGCACACCAUCCAGUGGAAAGGGUACCAGAGAAUUUUUGGCAUUACAAAAAUCGUUUACCGAAUCCAAAGUUCUUUCAGAAUUUGUUAGUGAAACGGAACGUUCUCGAAAAUCUCGUAAACUUCCGCUCAAAUCAGAUGAUACAAAUAUGGCUCCAGAAAGUGAGAAGUUUCGAAUUUGUCGAGCACGAAGCAAAAGUUGCACUAAGACUGUAAUGCGGCCUUCAACAUCUUUAAAUAGUUCUGUUCCGCAAAGAUGGCCCUCUGACGAGAAAUUAAAUAAUAAAAGGGAAAACAUGCGUUCUCAAAAUACUGAAUUUGUUCAGAAGCAAAUGAAGUUCCUGAGUAGGGUAAAUCAAGAGCAAAUUGGUGAAGAGUUAAUAUCCGAAGCCUCGGACGGUGAGCAAUCUCUUAAUGAGAGCAGCAAAACGGCAGGAUCGUUGGAUAUAAAAGAUGACUGCUGGCAGCCACCACCUAAAGGAGGAGCAGAUAGUUACUGUUGGAAAUGCAGAAAGUGUGCGGAUCUUAUUGCCUGCUCAAAAUGCCCUAGGUCGUUCCAUGCGAAAUGUGUUAAACUUAACGCAAAUUUAUCACUACUAGAAAAGCCUUGGAUUUGUCCUGAAUGUUUGAAUUUGGAUAACUGUAUUAAUGGAAGCAGAAAAACCAAGAAACAAAAUCUUCCAACGGAUUUGCUCAAUCAAUUGUUGUUAUUUGCUCUGAAAAGAAUGAAGGAAGUUAAAGGGCACGAAAGAUUACUUGAUGUUCCUGAUCCAAUCGAAUGUCCUGCAUAUAGUAUGUACGUUGUUAAUCCGGUUACUCUAAAUUCUAUCCAGGAAAAAAUUGAGCGAAAGGAAUUUCGAUGUACUGAAGAAUUUGUUCUUGAGACGAAAUGGAUUCAGCAUAAUGUUUCAACAGCUUAUUCAGCAUUUACUAAUAAAGAUAUACUAGUUGCAAAAACAUUACUAAAAGUUUGUAGGCAAGAAGCAACAGAAAUCGAAACAUGUUCAGAAUGCUAUCUUAAUGCUAAUACACGUAAAGACUGGUUUUUGGAUGUUUGCAUAAAGCCACAUAUCCUAUUAUGGGCUAAAUUGAAAGGUUUUCCAUAUUGGCCGGCUAAGGGAAUGGGUCUCGGUCCAAAUUCUCUUCUUAAUGUGCGUUUCUUUGGUGAUCAUGAUAGAGCCUUUGUUCCCGUUAAAGACUGCUAUUUAUAUUCAGCAAUAGAUCCAAAUCCAUAUACGGGAAAGAGAUCGUUUAGACCAGGCAUUGCCGAUUGCAUAAAAGAAAUUGAUGUACAUAUACAAAAGAUUCGAGCUGUUGUGGGAGGUUUUUCGUAUGCCCCGCCGAAGACCCCUUACGAUCCAAACAAUGAAAUGAAACAAUUGGAAGAAAUGAUGCCUGGAGUACAUGAGUACAUUAAACGCCAGCAAGCAAUUCAAAAACCUCCUCUUACAUUAAAAAUAGUAAAGACAGCUGGAAAUAAUUUAUCUAUUAUUAUGAAAACUGAUUCAGGUACUGAUUCGGAUCAUUCCAGUCAAGGGUUGGAUAAGCAUCGAAAGUUAUUCCGAAGAUCCGAUGAUAAAAAUCAAGAGGAUAGCAAAUCAAAUGAUGUUUAUAUGUCAACGACUUCAAAAUCAAUACCUAAAACAUAUGCUAAUAAAUCGAACUAUGAGGUUGUUGCGAAACCAUUAAGCAAAGAUGAAUUAAGUUCGUCCAAGAUAAAUUCUGUAAUUUUAAAGAGAAAGUCAGAAGUGGUAUGUGUGUCGUCAAAAAUUAAGAAAUCCAAGAGUUCAGAAGAAGAUACGACGAUAGAGCUUCCAGCACAUAGAUCUUCAACUCCAAUCACUCUUCCAAAACAGGAGGAACCAAAAACUGAAGAAUGCAAGUCGGUAGUUGAGGUUAGUUCGGCUAAGAGAAAGCGAUCUUCUCGAUCUAGUGAACUAUAUUCAAAAACAUCUGGGGUAGUUUUAAAAAAUCCAGAAAACGCAAUUAUUAAAGAAAAUUCAGAAAACUCAACACAAUCUCUAAAGCAUAUAAAACCGGAAUCACCUCAAAACUCACAAGAAAAUCUACAAUCUGUAGAACAGGAAAAACCGAUUGAAGAGCAAAAACCGGUUGAAGAGCGAAAACCGGUUGAAGAGCGAAAACCGGUUGAAGAGCAAAAACCGACAGAACAUCAAAAACCGAUGCAAGAGCAAAAACUGUCAGAGGAACAAAAAACAGAAGAACAGCAAAAACCGGCACAACAAAUUUUACAACAACCACAGCAACCGUCUCUAUCACAGCAACCUCAACAACGGGAACAACAACAACAAAAACAAUCACAACAACAACCAAAUAAACAACAACAACUGCAGCAAGAAGCUCAAACACACGAGCAACAACAACUAAAAAAACCGCAUCAACAACAGAAUCAACAACAUUUACAGCAACAAUACCAACAACAAAAGCAACAAAAACAACAGCAACAACCACAAAAGCAACAACAACAAAACCCACAACAACAAAAACAGCAACAACAACAACAGCAGCAAAAACAACAACAACAGCAAAAACAACAACAGACACAACAACAACAUCAAAAACACCAACUAAAUCACCAGCAACAACUUCAAAAACAACAUCUGCAACAAAAGCAACAAAAGCAACAGCAGGAACAACCACAACCAAAACUUCAGCAAUUGCAAAAAUCCGAACCAACUCCACAAAAAACUAUUGAACCUGACGCCCCUACGGAUUCAAUGUCGAAAUUUGUACAAAAUCGACAAGGAGUCACAAUAAAAAAAAUUACAUCAAACACCCAAAGUGGAAUAACAACUUACUUUGUUAGUGAUGAACGGUGCCAUAAUCAAUCUACUGAUGACAAGAAACAAUCUCCAACACAAAAAAUGUCGCCUCAGCAAAGACCUUCGGCUUCCCCUCCUACAAAACCUACUUCCUCCACAUCCACACCGAUUCAAUCUCUAUCGAGUUCGGUUACAACUACAAAACCACACACCCCUAUACUAGCAUCAAAAGAAAAGUCAAAUGAAAGGCUUGUCCCACCAAAAGGAUUGAUUCCAUUUGAAGAUAUAAAAAUAGAAAAUUAUGAUGAAGAUUUAUUAACAUCAACAACCAAGUCUAUGUCAGCCAAAACUUCUGAACCAAAUAAUACGAGUAUAAGCUCGAGUCCUGCUCUAACUUUAUCAUCGUCUUCAACUCCUACUGGCUUAGGAAAACCCACACAGGUUGGUUCUGACCCCCUUUUGAUUACCAUAGAUCCUAAUUUGGUUAAAACCGAAGUUCUCUCAGAAGACGAUUCUUCGGUUAAUUCUAUACCAACUGAAUCUACACCAACUCAACCUUCAAUGACAGUUGUUGUAAGCCAACAUUCGACAAUAGCAACAAAUAAUAAUAACACCCAGAAAGUGAUUGAACCACCCCGUCUCGUCGGAGAGACAAUGAUUAAAAGAAUAGUUGUACGUAGUCUAGAGUCAUUGACAAUGCAACCCCCAUUUUUUAAAAUAGCUCCAGCACCAGUUAAUUCAAAUUCAAACAAAAUGGCUAGUACUCCUUUAUCGGUUAUUACUUCAACGGGAUCAGGAACUUUGUCAGCAGUUGCAACGGCAAACGCACAAUCACAAUCAAAAAAACAACAAACAGCCAGAGCACGUAAGUCUUUUCCUAACAAAGGUCCAAAUCAAACGACAGUGAUGUUGCCGCCAGACGUUAGGCGUUCAUUGACAAAGAAUAGUAUGGUGUACAUACCUGGCGAUAAUCAAAAGAAUUCUAUACCCAUAAAAACGGCCGUUUCUAAAACACAUAAUCAACCUAUGGUGAAGGUAACAUGUGCAGCAACCGUCGAUCCAACAACAACGAAUGCAACUCAAAAUCACGCAGUGAUUUCUGUUAGCCCCACCACAACGACCACCACAUCCUGCACUAUAUCCCUGCCGUCUUCAGUUGCAAUAUCAUUGCCAGCGCCGAUAUUAGCCAUUAAUCCUAUAACCGUAUCAGUGGCUUCAGUUACAACGGCUAAUAAUAUUAGUUUGACGACAACAUCAACGACAGUUGUGACGAAUUCAACCAGCUAUCGUUCAGGUUACAACCCAAUGAUAAGUACAAAUAUAACUCCGCCCGAAAGGAUACAAAAUGAAGAAAUCGAUAAGAGUGAACGAGAAGCAGAAGGGCAUAUUCUGUCGGGAAUUGUGACGCCAAACUUAGCCGCAGCUAUAACGGACACAAUAGUGUGUGGGCCGCCGCGAUUAUCGCAUAAACCGAACGGAGCACUGCGAUCAGAUGGCAAUUAUGGGUUUAAUUCGGAUGCUGGUCCAGUGUGUAGGACGCUUGUUGAAAGUGCCCAUAAGAUUACAGACUUCUUCAUCUCGGUCAUGCAAGAUACUGUAAGUGAUAUGGCAAACGCAGAUGUCCUACCUGCUAAAAUUGCCGAACUUCAAAUGGAGUUGGAAACAAAAACGGCCGAAUAUGAAAAACGUUUGUUCGAGCUCAAACAAAAUACCGACACAAUGUUGUGUGAAAUGAAGAAAAGUAUGGAGACUGAAAGGCUACGAAUUAUAGCCGAAACACGAAAACAAUGUGAAAUCGAAAGAAUCCACGCGGUCGAACAAACCAAAAAAAGACAAUGGUGUGCAAAUUGUGGGCGUGAAGCCAAUUCCUAUUGUUGUUGGAAUACCGCUUACUGUGAUGCCAAUUGUCAAAGUAUCGAUUGGAAUCGACACAAACCUAAUUGCUGUCAAGUUAAUCCGCAUCUUAAUACUGAUGGACAAGGUCCCGGUGUAUUAUUCUCCUCACCGACAAUUUUUUCAAGCUGUUCGACAAUAACAACGCCAAGCAUUCAGACAACACCAGGCUAUAUGCCAAACCAACCAAUUCAUCUAUACCAGACCACAUCUACAAUUUCCACAGCCACAUCUGCCCAGACUUCAAAUGCACCCACAUCCACACCCACAAUCGCAACAACGAAGACUAGCGCCAGUCCACAUAAUGCCAGCACCACCUGUGCAUCAGCCACCACUGAAAUGGCAUAUAAAAGCAAAGAAGUGCUAAAGCUUCCCCCCAGCACAUUUCUCAGAGCAAUAUCGCCAAAUGUUCGAAUGUCAAGUCCACCAAUUCAUCGAUUUAAUAUACCACUUCCAAUAAAUACUGCGGCAACAACCGGUGGGCCGCCAUACACGCUGGUCAAUCGUGAAGGAAAUUGGGAACUCAUGGGCACACAAUCAACGUCAAACGUUUUUCUGCCCCAAACUUUCCAACAUCAGCCACAACGCUUAAUAACCACGGUAACUGCAAACUUAUCGCCGGACAAUAGAGCUCUUAACUCAAUAACAGUACGGCAAAACCAAAUGUGAUAGCGCAUAAUUAUCAUGCUAAAGGUUACAAUAACCCAAUCACGUGUAAAUAUACAAAUAUACACAAAUCUUUUUCAAUCCCUAUAUAUUUUGAAUAUACAAGUAAUGAAUUAAAAGUAUUUUCAUUUGAAUAUAUGCGGUGCGAUUCUAAAAGAUUUCUAGUUUUUAAGUUGUAUAUAUAGAAUAAAGAAAACAUGCACGCCUCAUAUGUUAAAAUACAGCAUUUGUUUCAGUUAAAAAUUUCCACAUUAUCCUGUAUAUAAACAAAAAUAUUGCUCAUCUCUACUGCUGUAUUCAAACAGAUGGGGUUUUUUUAUUUUAAAAAAUGAAAAAUAACUAAGAUUUAGAUUAAUAUAAAAUAAUUUAAAAUUUAACGAAAACAACAAAAUCAACACACUAUUUUCAUUAUUAUCUUUUUAAGUUAAGAUAUUUAAUUGUUUUGGAUAACUCGACUGUUAUAUCUGAUGUUAUUAAUAAACUACUGAAAAUUGGUGAGAUAAAUUUUAAAUAAUUAUAUUAAAAGUAUGUAUAUUUAAUAAUUUAUCAUUAAGACUAAGAAACUUGUAAUCAUUGAAUAUCCGAAUUCAGAUAUAAAAUAAAGAAUCAAAUAAAAAAAAA
Eupeodes corollae is the source of this 6833-nucleotide messenger RNA. RefSeq names its product MYND-type zinc finger-containing chromatin reader ZMYND8 (gene Zmynd8). Gene Ontology annotation, molecular function: protein binding. The record is from RefSeq and is a predicted model, not a curated record. NCBI's taxonomy places the organism in Eukaryota, Metazoa, Arthropoda, Insecta, Diptera, Syrphidae. The coding region runs from base 249 to 6215 and encodes 1988 amino acids. The transcript is spliced from 10 exons.